Aplysia californica (California sea hare) is the source of this 827-nucleotide messenger RNA. Its product is annotated as ADP-ribosylation factor GTPase-activating protein 1. Gene Ontology annotation, biological process: regulation of ARF protein signal transduction; regulation of endocytosis. The record is from RefSeq and is a predicted model, not a curated record. Gene Ontology annotation, molecular function: GTPase activator activity. NCBI's taxonomy places the organism in Eukaryota, Metazoa, Mollusca, Gastropoda, Aplysiida, Aplysiidae. Gene Ontology annotation, cellular component: Golgi membrane.
GUAAAAGAAGGACAUUUAUUAAAUGACGUUGGAAACUCAAUGAGCGGAUUUGCGUCAAAGCUCUCAGCUGCUGGCACCAAAGGAUGGAAGGACUUACAGUCUCUGUGGGGAGAGCCCAAGACGACCUUGACCUCAGCUGACACCAGCCCCGGAGAGAAGUCCUCGCUGCUCGGGCGCUCAUCCUACGGCAGUGGAGAUGACUCCUCCAAGAGCCACCUGCUGGGAGACGAGGACGAGUCCUGGGGCGACUGGGGACAAGACUCGGAUUGGUCCUCCUCCUCCAAAAAGCCCAGCAAAAAGAAUAGCUCUGAUUGGUCCGCCGGUAACGAAGACGACCUGGAGGCGUGGCUGAACGAUGACGACACUUCGGGCCUCUCCCCGGCCGCCAAGUCGAAGAACAAGAAGAAAAACGAUGAUGACUGGAACAGCUGGAAGACAGACUCCUCCUCCAAGACUUCGGCCAAAUCUUCCUCGUCUUCCUCCUCGCUCUCCUCCAAGUCGAAAAAGAAGUCUCAGAAAUCCUCGACAGCGGUCUCAUCAUCUGACGGCUGGGAUGACGCGGAUUGGAACUCUGGACUGUCUGGCACCUCGUCCAAGCAGAAGCAGCCGCUGGUGGGCAAUCUCUUGGACCUGGGGGAGGAGGAGGGCAGCUCGGCGGGCUCAAGGUCGCGGGGCGGGGACAACGACGGCUGGGACAACGAGGUGUGGGCGCAGGACGACGAUGACGAGUGGCAGACGCUGGAUCUGGGCACAGACGUCAAGAAAGCCAGUUAGGCGAGGCUCGUCGUAGCGUCGGUGUUGUGUUCUCGUUUGUCGUUGUUGUGCGU